Molecule: messenger RNA, 2460 nt
Organism: Paramecium pentaurelia
Lineage: Eukaryota; Ciliophora; Oligohymenophorea; Peniculida; Parameciidae
Source: the annotation of a GenBank genome assembly
AAUGGAAGAAGUUUAAACACGUCUUUAGAAGAUUGGACUUGAUGAAACAACUAUCAAGAACACCCUUAAAGGAAAAAAUGCAUUGAAAUCAAUACUUUAGACUCUUGAUUUGGUUGGGGUUAAGGAAUGUGAUAAGAAAGUAUUUAUAAUUCUUUUAUAUAGAUUGGUAAUUUGUUAUAUGAGAUGUCCUAAAAUCUAACAGAGGCCCUUGACAAUAGAAGAGCUCUUUUGGCUUAAUAUAUUGUUGAAGGAAAGAUUUCCAACAAAUUGCAGUUGGAAGGUGGUCUAGAAUACUUAAAAACACACACUCAUUUGGAAUAAAUACCUGUAUAAGAUUUUGAGAAAGCUGCAGGUGUAGGAAUAGUAGUGACACCAGAAUAAAUCAAAGACACAGUGGCUCAAUUCCUUAAAAGUAAAGAAGAUUUGAAGACUAUCCGAUAUACUUAUAAUUUCUCUGAAUACACAAAAUAAGUAAGAACACUCCUACCAUUUGCUGAAGGAAAGUUAUUAACUUAAGAACUCAAUUAAUAAAUUGAAGCUAUACUUGGACCAAAGACUGAGGAAGAUUUAAAGGCAGCCAAAACAUAAACAAAAAAACCAUAAUAAUAAUAAUAAUAAUAAUAAUAACAAUAAUAAGUUGAAGAAGAUGAUGAUGAAUGCAAAUUUGAUAUCUCCAAAUUAGUUGCCAGAGACCUUGCCACCACAGUUAAUAGUGAAUAGUUACUUAAUUGGAGAAAGGAGAAUUUCCCCUAUGAAAUAUUAACACGUUUCCCACCUGAACCAAAUGGUUACUUACAUAUAGGUCAUGCAAAAUCAAUCAAUUUCAAUUUUAGAUUAGCAUAACACUAUAAAGGAGUCACUUAUCUAAGAUUUGAUGAUACUAAUCCAGAAAAGGAAUGCUAAGAAUUCAUUGAUAACAUCAAAGAAAAUUUAAGAUUCCUUGGAUACACUCCAUUUAAAACUACUCAUGCAUCAGACAACUUUGGAAAACUUUAUGAGUAUGCUGUUUAAUUGAUCUAAAAAGGAAAAGCUUAUUGUUGUUUCUUAAGCAAGGAAGAAGUAUUAUUAACAUUCUAUAACUUUUUUAGUCUUCUAAAUUAAGAAAUGAUCUUAAACCUUCACCAUACAGAGACACUAAUCCAGAUGAAAAUCUUGUAAUCUUCAGAAAAAUGAAAAUGGGUUACUAUAAAGAGAAUGAAGUUUGUUUGAGAGCCAAGAUUGAUCCAACACAUCCUAAUCCAACUCUCAGAGAUCCAGCCAUUUUUAGAAUUAGAUUCACUCCUCAUCCUCAUUAAGGAGAUAAAUGGUGCAUCUAUCCUCUCUAUGAUUUUACUCAUUGCAUCUGCGAUUCUAUUGAAGGUAUCACCCAUUCAUGUUGUACACUUGAAUUUGAAGUCAGAAGAGACCUCUAUUAUUGGUUCUUAAAAGAAUUAGAUCUUUACAGACCUUUCGUUUGGGAAUUCUCCAGAUUGAAUGUCUCUAAUACAGUAUUAAGUAAGAGAAAACUUCAUCAUUUGGUCUUUAACAAUAUUGUGGAUGGUUGGGAUGAUCCUAGAAUCUUGACUCUCAACGGUCUCAGAAGAAGAGGAUACACAGCUGAUUCCAUUAAUAAAUUCUGUGAUUUAAUUAGUGUUACCAGAAAAGGUAAUGAAAAUUUCAUUGGCAUGCAUGUUCUUGAAAGUUGCAUUAGAAAAGACUUAGAUGUCAAAGCUCCUAGAACUAUGGCUAUCUUAGAACCAAUCGUAGCCAUUAUUGAUAAUGUUGCUGAUGAUUUUUCUGAAGAAUUAGAAGUUCCUAUCAUUCCAAGAAAUCCAUAAAAGGGUAAUAGAAAGAUCCUUUUGACUAAAUCAAUAUAUUUGGAUAAAAAUGAUGUCAGGUAUAUAUAUUUAAAAUAACUAUUUUAAAGGACUGAAGAUCAUGCUGAUUUCUGGGGUGUUGCUCCUGGUAAAAUUAUUGGACUUAAGUAAUGUGGACCUUUCAAAGUUAUCAGUGUUACUGCCAAUGAAGUUCACCUAGAACGACUAGGAAAGGACAUCAAACCUAAAGGAUUUUUACAUUGGUUAUCUGUUAAAGAGGCCACUCCUUGUGUUGUCAGAUUAUAUGACUAUUUAUUCGAAGCCUAUGAUCCUAAUGAAUUAGAUGAUUACAUAAAAGGAAUUAAUCCAAACUCAAAGAUAGUAUGUCCUAAUGCUUUAAUGCACAAGUAUAUUAAUUUUUUUAUUGUUUUUAGGGAUCUCUUGAAUUCUAAACCAGAAGAUAAACUUUAAUUUGAAAGAUUGGGAUAUUUCAAUUUAGAUUUCGAUUCAAAAGAUGGAAAAUUCAUUUGGAAUAGAACAGUAACACUUUAAGAGAAAGAUAAGAUUAAGGCAAUUGCUUAAGUAGAAGGCAAAUAAGUUUAAAAAAAGGAUGUUCCUUAAUAAAAAAAGGAUGCCACCAAAAAGGAAGGCAAGAAAGAAUGAU